This is a messenger RNA of Epinephelus lanceolatus (giant grouper), 9807 nucleotides long. The record is from RefSeq and is a predicted model, not a curated record. Lineage: Eukaryota; Metazoa; Chordata; Actinopteri; Perciformes; Serranidae.
CGUGGUUUCGGUUGAGCAUUUGGCAACGUCUCGCUCGGCAAACAGGCAGUUCUCCGUCGGCAACGAGUGUUUUCCACAAUGUCUGGAGGUUUAUUUUAACGGAGUAGGAGCCGGGCAGGAACACCGGAGCAACGUUAGGUAAGAGUAAAAUACUGAGCCUUCCCCUCCUGCACUGUGACGUCAAACCUCACCUGCUUCACCUGCACACUGCACAGCUGAAGGCAGAACAAGAUCUGCAUUAGACUGAAAAUAGCCCAAGAAGAAGAAGACGACCGGCCUUGACUCCAGCUGGUCCUCCAUGGACCAGUGAAAUUGUUCCCACCCUGCCAGUUAAAAGCGAUGUUUUUGGGAGCUGGAGGCCGUAACACCGUCAGCAGAGUGUGUGUGGGGCCCCUCCUCUCCCUCUUUCCCAGCGCUCCCCCUGACAUGGGAUGCCAGCCCCCUGCCUCCCUGCCCUGAGCUCGCCUGGGGUGCCAUGAACAGCUACAGAGACAGAGGGGUCACUUGCACCUCCUCGGACCUCCUGGAUGGAGGUGGAGGAGGGUUCCCCCAGCACACUCCGUUUCGUCACACCCCAAAUGGCCACCCGGCUCCUGUCCCCAUAGACCCGGGCAUCCAACCACGCGUCUCCGUGCCCAAAAUGGGUGUCCGGGCGCGGAUUGCAGAGUGGCCCCCUCGCCGUGCGCAGUCCAGGGAGUCGCUGCUUGAAAACGGGCAAAUUGGCGGCAUUCGCCACGGAGAUGACGGCUCCACUUCAAUUUCCUCAUCAGUUUUGUCAUCUGACAUGGGGCUGGUGCGGGGAGGAGUUACCAGGUUGCCGCGACGACGGUCCAAGGAUGUAGAGUUCAGAGGAGGAGGGUUUGGUGUUGAAAGAAAUCCACCUUUCAGCCUACGGGUGUUCCCUCCACUGAGACAGCGUUCAAACAGCGAGGUGACACUGAGUGAACACGAUGAAAAUGAGGUGGAGGUUCACGGAGGCGGUGGGAUGGGGAACCUGUUCAGAGAAUACGGCAGCACCUCCUCCAUUGACAUCCAGGGCAUUCCCGAGCAGAGCUUCUUUGAAAUGCUCAGCCAGUUCCACCAGGAGAGGCCUGACCAGCGCAGCUCAGCACCCAUACGCCUAGGGGAGCUGCUGCGCUCCCCAGACUCACCGCCAAGUGCAGCCCACCCCUCUGCUCCCUCACCUGGUCCUGCAGGCGGGGAUGACAGAGGGACAGGGAGGAAGGAAGGAGCUGAGAGAGUGAGGAAGAAAAGUGGAGGGACAGAGUCAUCACUGGGCACCUCCUCUUUGUUCAGGAAGCUUAGGAGCUCUAGUCGUGGUGAGCUGGAUGGAGGGAAAGGAGACUCUAAUGAGGACGGGGGAAGCCGGGGUUCAGCAGAUGCCUCCUACAAACAGUGGGUGUGCCCUAAGAGCUUUGUCCACUUCGAUGCUCAGAGCAUCCUGUUUGACCUCCACGAAGCGGCGGUGCAGCGGGGCUAUGCUGCCCAGAGGAGGAACACCGCCACGGGGGCAUCAGCUGCGUCAGUGUCCCUGUCCGUCUCUAGAUCCUCUGCGGUGAAUGACCCAGUUUACUCCAGCAUCGAGGAUCUGACCCUGAGCCUCGACCCCGGCUCCAUGACACCCUCCUUGGGCAUGGACCCUCUGGACGGGCCUCCUGGUGCCCAGAGCUCGAGCCCACUGCUCCUCUGCUGCCCCCACUUCCUUAAUGAGACUGGGGGCCACGGGGAGCGCAACAUCAGCUUCCUCAGCUCGUCAGCUGAGCGAGGAGGAGAAGGAGGAGGAGAUGGAACUAGGGGUUGGCUGAGGAGGAGUAACGCCAGCGUCUCAGUGCUGGAGGUGCCUAUUGAACAGCAGGUUACGAGACUGGACAGACUGAAACUGUACAGCAUAGAGCAUGUAGACCAGGGGGCCAGGUACUACAGAGACUACUUCCAUGGGAAAGAGCACUCAAACUACUUUGGGACAGACGAUAAGCUGGGCCCUGUGGCCGUGAGCAUCCGCAGGGAAAAACUAGACGACACCAAAGACCUGAAAGACCAGUACCAGUACCGCCUCAUCGUCAGAACAAGUGAGCUUGUGACCCUGCGAGGCUCCAUUUUAGAGGAUGCGGUGGCAUCGACUGGGAGGCACGGCACGGUGCGGGGUCUGCCGCUCAAGGAGGUCCUGGAACAAGUCGUCCCCGAGCUCAACGUGUCCUGUUUGAGACUGGCACUCAGCACGCCCAAAGUCACAGAGCAGCUCCUGAAACUAGACGAACAGGGGUUGAGUCAGAAGCACAAGGUGGGUGUUCUGCUGUGCCGUGCGGGCCAGAGCACAGAGGAGGAGAUGUACAACAACGAGGAGGCGUCACCCGCCUUCUCUGCCUUCCUGGAGCUGCUCGGGGAGCAGGUGCUUCUCAAGGGAUUCACCAAAUACGCAGCACAGCUCGACACAAAGACGGACUCCACAGGCACCCACUCCCUGUACACCACCUACCAGGGCUACGAGGUCAUGUUCCACGUGUCCACCAUGCUGCCCUACAUGCCCAACAACCCACAGCAGCUCCUGAGAAAGAGGCACAUAGGGAACGACAUUGUCACCAUAAUCUUUCAGGAGCCAGGAGCAUUGCCUUUCACCCCACAGAAUAUCCGCUCACACUUCCAGCACGUCUUUGUCAUUGUCCGUGUGCAUAACCCCUGCUCUGAAGGCACCUGCUACAGUGUUGCUGUGACAAGAAUGAAGGAUGUGCCUCCCUUCGGCCCACCCAUCCCCAGUGGCGUCACCUUCCGUGACCCAGAAACCUUCCGUAACUUCCUUCUUGCCAAAGUUAUCAAUGCAGAAACCGCAGCACACAAGUCAGAGAAGUUCCACACUAUGGCAACACGAACGCGGCAGGAGUACCUCCGUGACCUGGCUGAGAACUAUGUCAGCAGCACGCCCCUCGACUCAGCCGGUAAGCUCAACAACCUCAUCUCCCUCGCAUCUAAAAAACGGGAGCGCUCCAAGGCAAGAGAGGGAGCAGAGCUGGGAGCUGCUGGGGCCGUCGCAUGGAGGGUCCAGGCCCAAGACUUCAGUGGCGGUGGGGCGGAGCUCCCCUGUGCCUUGGGUUUAUCGGCUGAAUACGUCCUCCUGACAGACUGCUCCACCAAAGAGGUGGUGUUUAACUGUUUCUGUGCGGACGUGAUUGGCUGGACACCGGAGCGGCUGGCGCUGAAGAUCUUCUACGGUAGAGGAGACCACAUUGCUGUGCGAGUACCUGAGGGCUGUGCACAGGACAUCAGGGAGAUGGUGCAGAGGUUAAAGUCGUUGACCGUGGGAUGUGAGACGGUGGAUAUGACUCUGAGAAGAAACGGACUGGGACAACUGGGCUUCCAUGUUCGCCUGGACGGCACUGUGGCUGAGGUGGAGGAAUACGGCUUUGCCUGGCAGGCGGGACUGAGACAGGGCAGCCGUUUGGUGGAGAUUUGCAAGGUGGCCGCGGUUACGCUGACUCAUGAGCAGAUGAUUGACCUGCUGAGGACGUCGGUCACGGUCAAAGUGGUCAUCAUUCCUCCGUAUGAAGAGGGGGGGCCUCGCAGGGGCUGCACAGAGGAGUAUGAGAUGAAGACCAUGGAGCAGAAGCCAGAACCUGAGCCUCUAGCGGCAGGCUACCGACCAUCCCCUCGCCCCAUGUGGCGAUGGGACAGCCCACCUAUUCCUCCGGGACUCCACAGUGCCCCCAACCCACAGCGCUGGGCUCCGAUGGGUCCCCCACCUCAUCCACUGCCACGCUCAUACAAGAACCAGAUGCCUGCUCCCUACAGGGAGCCACAGCACCUCAAGAGCAGGCCGGUGAGCUACCCAGAGAACCACUACAGUCUGUCUCCUGCAGGAGGCGACAGAGUACUGCCCUACAGAAACCCCUCAGCCAGCUUCUCCUCGCCCUCCUCAGGCCUGGUCAGCCUCGCCACGAUGGGGCCGCCUGGAAUCACACCGGGCCCCUUCGUGCGCUACAAACCCUCCCCCGACAGAUAUGGAGCAGGACAGCGCUCCCUGCUGCCGUAUGAGCCCCACCUCAGUGUGGACAUUACCUCCAGCGGGGAGUCUUCCUCAGGCUUCACCAGUCAGGACAGCACCAUCGAGCGCUGCAAAACAGAACCCCUCUGGCAUGUCCCAGCAUCGUCGUCUCGGGGACCGGGUGGUGGCGGAGGGGGGCAGAGGAGAAUAACCAGACAGGAUGUCCCAGGGAAAGACUCUCCAAACAGACACUCGAAGGGCGAGACUCAGUACUCCAGCCACUCCAGCAGUAACACUCUGUCCAGUAACGCCUCCAGCAGCCACAGCGACGAGCGCUGGUUUGACGGAGGAGCUGGAGGAGAGCGAGGAGGCGGGGGUUGCCUUGGUGACCCAGCCGACCCUGACCCAGUCCUUCUCAACAAGGGGGGGUCUAACGACAGCGGCAUCGAUGCCUCGACUCACUACAACAACACUCGCCACGGAAACAUGUCCAACAGCCAAUCCCUCAAGCCUAUGCAUGGCUUUGCCGCCUACAGUGGCGUCCAGGAGCUGUCCGUGGGAAGGAGCAGUGGUGGCAGCAGUGGCAGCGGAGAAGCGAGGAGACGGGAGUCUUCACCCAUCAUACCAGCUGCGGCCAACCAGAACAAAGGGUACCGGACCAGGACAUUCCCGCCUCCUGGCUCCAGCGCUGAUAAAAUGGAUGCUCUCAAACCCAGGGCCUACACACCGCAGGGUUACAAGACUCCAACAGCCGAGAAAGCCCAGCCCGUCCGAGCCGCUACGACGACGCCUACUUCAGCUCAGCUGAGCUCCAUCCCUCUGUCCAGCUCCGCCCCCAAGGCCUUUUAUGGGAAGAGCAGGCCAAGCGCUUGGCAGAACGAGGACAGCAGCCCGUCGCCUUCAAAUGCAACCUCCUCUGAGAGCAACAACAAGAAGCAGGUGGAUACGAACUCAAAGAACGUCUUUGGGCAGCCUCGGCUCCGAGCCUCACUGAGGGACCUGCGUUCUCCUCGACGGACAUACAAAAGCACCAUCGAAGAUGACCUGAAGAAACUGAUCAUUAUGGACAACGUGGGAGAGACACCACAAAGAGACCCAUCUCCUAGACGGACCUUGCAGCGCACCUUUUCAGAUGAGUCACUGUGCAGCGGGCGCAGAGAGGCCAGCUUCGCCAACUCUGAGAAUCCGACGACGCCCACUGACGUACUCUUCACCUGCACACUGCCCACGCGCAGACAUGCCGUCUCCUCAAACCACAUGCAGAGCAAGAAGGUGCCUCUGUCUGCCUCGGAGCUGUCUCUCACAGAAGUUAGAGACAAAGUUCCCCCGCUGAGGAGGCUCGAUCCUGGGCUGAUGCCUCUUCCAGAUACAGCCUGUGGACUGGAGUGGUCCAGCCUGGUCAAUGCUGCUAAGGCCUACGAAGGUGAGGAUGGAGAUGCUUCAGGAUUAGCACAAAGAGCAGUUUCCCUCUUCUCACUGACUGAGCCGCAGGUCGGAGGUCCAGACAUGAGACCAGUUGUCAGUCCGGUCCAGUUUCAGACUCCUCAGACACCACGGACCACACCAACCUUCAGCAGCGACGAGGUGCCCAACGACUUGUCUGGUCGGCUCUACCACCUGGAAGUGAUGUUGAAACAGCUCAACAAUGACCUGGAGAGAGAGAAGCAGGAUAAAGUCGUCCUGCUGGCAGAGAUGGCCAACCUGAGAGAGAACAACCAGCGCUUACAGGAGGAGAGCCUGACAGCCAGCGAGCAGCUGCGCAAGUUCAGCAGGCUUUUCAAUAACGCCGACAACACGGAGCGUGACCACGAGCCUCACUCCUUAACACACGAAUCUGACUCAAAGAGGGAGUGAUGCCUGCAGAGGAAGAAGAGAUUGAGACCACAGAGGGAGGGCGGCUGUGAGAGCACCCAGGAUUCCUUGCACACAGCGGCGGCAGAGAUCACACUGACGUCACCUCACUCAGCUUCCACUGGACUGCCUUAAACCGUAGAGAGAGCAAGACAAAAAAAAAAAAAAGAUUUUUAAAAAUGCAACACUCCCAGACGGAGCAGAGACCCUCCCUCUCUAUUCUCUGAGCCCGUUUAUUUUAUUUUUAUAAACUGAAGUCCAAAAGUCUUAUAUACCUGUCAUAUAUAUAAAUACAUAUGCUACUAUGCCAGAGGAGCGAGUCAGAGAGGAGACUGUUUUCGAGAACACUACAUCACCUGGAGAGGCCUAAUACUGUUCCUGCAGCCAAUCAGCCAAAUAAAAGACUCAUUACAGACUGCAUCUCCCAGAAUGCACUAGAAGUAAUGGAAGCUCUACAGACAUGGUACUGUAGAUACAUGCCUGUGGUACAAUUCUCAUGUAUCAAUAUUACCUAUAUUGUACUGAUAUUGUCGUACUAAAGAGAUGUGUGUGUGUGAAUGUGUGUGUGUGUGUGUGUAACUGAUGGUACAGCGAACACUCAGAAACAUUAUGGCACAACAGUGUUUGUGCUCGAGGCAAGAUCCAUUUUAUUAACCUCUGGUGUGAGCGUGUGUAUGAUGGUCUGUUAUAGGACGUGUUGAGUGAUGAACAAACUAGUUUACUGUAAUAUGAACACUUGUGGGCCACGAUACUUUUCUUUCCUCCGUUUACAUGGAUGAACCCGCGGCCCUUUAGAUGUGAAACAAGCCAUCAGCGUGUUGAGCGAGUGUAAGUGGUCGAUGUCAUGAAGCUCAGUGAUAUUAAUAGUAUCAUAUCUCUAAUGUAGUGCAUUGUUUUGAACUUAAUUUUCACUGUUUUCAGCAGUGCCGUAUCAUCUCAGAUCUAAAUGUACUGGAUAAUUAUUUUAACCUUGAGUCGUUGUCUCGGUGCGUCUUACAGAUGAUCUUUUUUUAUAUAUGUAUUUAAAGCGGUGGUUUGACAUUUUGUGUUUGCUUUAUGGCAGAGACUUUCUGUUAAAUACAUUAAGGGGACAGCCAACAAACGGUUAUUAGCCUAGCAUGAAGACUGCAUACAGGGGAAACUCGCUCUGCUCAAACAUAACAGAAUCUGCCUACCAGCACCUCUAAAACUCACUAAUUAUUAACAGCCAUGACAGCUUCACCUUGUGAGUUUGUGUGUGUGUCAUCAUGGCAGAAUGUGGUCCUGGUGACACCAACUGUGGACUGAAGCAGUUUCAGUACUUUGUCAGGUUUUUAUUAGACUGUCUGUGGACAGAUAUUGUCACCGCGACAGUGUCACAUCCAUGCAAGAUGCAGUCACAAAACUUUACAGGUGUUAAGAUCAAAUUGAAGGCCUGGUUUGAGGAUGGGUGUGGUGCGAGCAAGGGCACCAGAAGUGGGGGAUAGGAAGCAAGGAAAGGACCAUUGCCUCCUCUCAGAGCCACACUGGUUUUAAAUCACAGAUCAAAGUCGCAGCUGGUGUGAUUUCAUGGUAAGAUUGUCUCUAGUCAACACGUUGUAAGUUUUUUAAUCCCAAACAAAAACAAGUUCUAAAGGACAAUACACCAGUUUACAGCCAACAUCCAGGUGUUUCCGCUGGUCGUCUGGCAAUUUGUCCUGAUGUUAUUAUAGUCUGUAUAAAAUAAUGGGCGUAGCGUUAUGUCACCCUUUGGUUUGUGGACUCCUGCCGUCUUGUUUUUUUGGUGCCAGGAGUGACCAAAUUUGGACGAGAGGGUGCAACUGACUCAGACUGUAGUGACACCUCACAGACAGCCUGUCACUCAAAGCAUCCUGCCCUGAAAUAUUUGUAACUUUAAGCCUUUAUAUAAUAUAAAUGGGCAAGUUAUAUACAACCUAACCUCCUGUACAGUUGUCAUGAACAAGUGAAUUAGCUCUAGAGACCCAAACCACUUUUUGUACCAGGCUGUACACACAUUUAAAUCUGCUGUAAAGUUGGGCAUUUUAACAUGGAGGUCUAUGGGGAUUGACUUGCUUUUGGAGCCAGCCCCUAGUGGCCAUUAGAGGGGUUGCAGUUUUUGGCACUUUCAAGUUGGCUUCAUUUUUCAGCUGCGUAGUUUGCUGCUUGGGUGUUAAACAGAACUCUGUGACCUGAUGAGCAAUUCCAUCUAGCCAAAAAUAUCACCUUUAAGGACUGUCGGGCUACAUACAUACUUGAUUUCGAUAGCUGUUACCAAACAUGGUCCCCUUAUAGUAUUUAAGUAUAAAAAAACAAACUAGAUUUACCAUGUUUAUUAAUGAACUUUGGAUGUGCUGGUAGGUGGACUUUAUUUCUGUUGGACAGAGCUAGCUCCAGUCUUCAUGCUAAGCUAAGCUAACAGUCUGUUUGCUUUAGCUUCAUAUUUAACUGACAAACACGAGUGGUAUCAAUCCUCUCUGACUCGCCACUAGAGGUAAAUAACUGCAUUUCCCCAAAAUGUCAAACUAUUCUUAUAACUGCGUCUUCUUUGCAUACUAAUCAAGAUGAAUCUGCCACCCGUAACGUGUGCUUACAGAAAACAUUUACUGUACAUGAAACUCACUCGACAACACUGAAGCUCCGUCAUAUCAGAACCAGUCUGUCUGUGUGUGUGAGCGGAUUUGUCCCCGUGUUCUGUGACGACCCAAGAUGAACACAAAAGACACUAUUUAUACUGCUAGCUUGCUUAACGAUAUUGUCUACUAUAUCUAUUUUUCAUACGGAAACAAUGUGUGGUUUUUUUGGACGCUGGUACUGAAUGGACACUACAUCCCUGCAGAGGGUGACUCUAAUCUUCCUGUCGGUUUAGAUAUGCUGAUAAAAUUGUACUACAUGGUCACGUCCUGCUCUGCCCUGCAGGACGGCUACUUCUCUGUCGUCAGGAGCUUUCUUCCCUGGUCAGACUGGAACAGUUGAAUUUUGAAUCCCAACUCACUCAGGUUCCUCAAGAUGCUGUUAAAGGACACUAAACAUUAGCUAGGAGUGGGCGAUGUGACGCAACCUGAGGCAAUUUGCAUUUAGCCGUACAGUUUAUACUUUUGUGGUUAUCCCUUUAAUAUAUCUGGGUGUAUUUGGUCAUUACAGGCAGAGACACAAAUUCAUCUGCAAGAUUUUUCAUGAAGUUGACCAUAUUGAUAUCUUCAUUUAAGAUGCCAUGACAACAGAUUCUAUCCAUGUCGCCCACUCCUACUGUCAAAACUACUUUUCUUUCACUGACUCGGAGCUGGACAGAAAACUGCCACUUCCUCCUGCUCUCAUGUCUCCGCCUCCUUUAUUCCUCUGCAGCCAGUUUGCCAGUUUCAAGUUGUCACUUUGAUACCAGUAAUGUUUGUACCUGUGUGGACCUUUAAUGGGGUUCAGAGUCUCAGAGUUGAAGUGACACACUCCUGUUAUUCCUGCUUCAUCCGUGCAGCUUCAGCUGUGACUUUAGUAUCUGCAGGUGUCUUUAGUUCGCUUAUGUAAAAGGGGCAAGGUUUCUUUUUUUUUAUAUAGUUAAUGUUAUGUAUAAUUUUAAGCUAUUUAUAGCAUACACAAUGAUCCCUGUUGAACAAAUCAAUAAUGCAUUAUGGUUAACGGUAAUAUUGUAUAACUAGGUUUGUUUUUUUUUAGAUGUUAAAUAUUUUGAUAAUUUAUUUUUUAACACAUUCCCACUGUUGCAGACAAUAGUGAAGAUGAGAGGGUACUGUGUUUUUAUUUGUUUAUGCCGUUUUACUUCUGAUUUCUGUACAAAAACUGAUUUGUAUGAUUCCUUGUCGUUUUUCUAUUUUCUGGCAUCAUCGUUUCCCCGUUUGUGUGUUGGUGCUUUCUGCGGGACGCACAGGCAAAAUGUUUUUGGUUGGACAUUGUUUUCUUUGGGUUGUAAUAAUAACUUGUACAUUUAAAAGUGUAAAUUAUGUUUUCAUUAUUUUAUAAAAAAUAUAUUAAAAAUAAUUAUCAGAACACUG